AUGGCGGAAGGUAAGGCCGAAUUGGCCGCUCUUGGAGCUGGCACUCUGUUUGGCGUCAACGGCAUGAUUGCUGUCAUCACGGGCGGCGGUUCAGGCAUCGGUCUGAUGAUGGCCAAGGCCUUGGCCGUCAACGGUGCCGAGAAGGUCUACAUCCUGGGCCGGCGCAAGGAGGUCCUUCAGGAAGCUGCGUCUUCUGUCGGACCCAAUGUCGUGCCAUUGGUCUGCGAUGUGACUGAUAAAUCUAGCCUCAAGGAGGCGGCCUCUUUGAUCGAAAAGGAAGUUGGCUUUAUAAACCUCUUGGUCUGCAAUGCCGGUGUCGGUGGACCCCAAGUCAAGGCUCCUUCGGCAGAGAUGACGGCUGCCGAGUGGGCUGAGCAACACCUUGAACACGACACGUCCGAUUACACGCGAGCCUUUGAUGUAAAUGUCACCUCGGUGUGGUACACAACCAUGGCGUUUGUCAAGCUGCUGGACCUUGGCAACAAGAAGGGCAAUCUAUCGCAGACCUCGCAGGUCGUCUCGACCAGCUCCAUCGCUGCCUUCAACAAGAAUGCUCCUGGUGGUUGGGCAUACGGUCAGUCCAAGGCAGCCGCCACUCUGCUCAUCAAACAGCUGUCAAGCAACCUACCUCGCUGGGAUAUCAGAGCCAACUGCAUCGCCCCUGGCUUGUUCCCGAGUGAGAUGUCUGCGCCUAUUGCGAAACUCUACAGCAACGACGGCAGCGUUCCCAAAGAGAUGGUGCCUCUGCAGAGGAUGGGCGACACUCAAGAUCUGGCGGGUGCAAUGCUGUACCUCGCAUCCCGAGCUGGGGCCUACUGCAAUGGCACGAUCAUAACGGUCGACGGCGGCAGACUAGGAAACUUCCCCACGACAUGGCUCGCUUAG
This is a messenger RNA of Colletotrichum graminicola M1.001, 885 nucleotides long. Its product is annotated as short chain dehydrogenase. Gene Ontology annotation, molecular function: oxidoreductase activity. The record is from RefSeq and is a predicted model, not a curated record. The coding region runs from base 1 to 885 and encodes 294 amino acids. The transcript is spliced from 3 exons. NCBI's taxonomy places the organism in Eukaryota, Fungi, Ascomycota, Sordariomycetes, Glomerellales, Glomerellaceae.